CAGGAGUACUUGUGGCACCUUAGAGACUAACAAAUUUAUUUGGGCAUAAGCUUUUGUGGGCGAAAACCCACUUCACUGGAUGCGUGCAGUGGAAAAUGUUAGAGUAACAUUGGCGGUGGUCAGAGUAAAAUGAGAUCCCAAGAGGUUAACAUGAUAACUCUGGCGCUCCCAAGAUUCGUGAAGGUUCAGAGUGAGCCCCUCGUGAAUUGGUCCGGUGGCUUUCUCAUUGACUGUAAAAUUUCUACAGCAGGGAACUACUCGCGCUGACUUUAACAUUGCUUAACUGGGAGACAGAAUGUGGAAGUCAUGGAUGGGUUCGGAGUUGAAAUUGUAGAUAUCAGAUGAUAAUGAACUGAACCGUGAGGACUGCAGUUGGCUUCGGGACAUCACCUUUUUCAUCACGCUGAGGUCUGAGGACCAAGACCUAGGACUCAGUCUUAUGAGGUGCUGCCUGUACUCCUCUCCUAUGGAGUGAAUUUUUCUCUGCAGAUGUAAUCAGUGGUGCUGUGUCCUUCCAACAGGAAUUGAAAGGAAAUGGAGGACAUUCUUUCAUCCCAGCGCUUCUGGUCCAGAAAGCCCGCUGGGUCUAGGCCGAGCCCCGCACGGAGAUGGAGAACUACACCGUGGCUGCAGCGACGAACUCCUGCACCUUCCAUGAGGAGUUCAAGCAGAUCCUGCUGCCCCUAGUCUACUCCGUGGUGUUUGUGGUGGGGCUCCCCCUGAACUUCAUCGUCAUUGUGCAGAUCUGGCUCUCCAGGAAGGUGCUGACCCGCACUGCUAUCUACAUGCUGAACCUGGCCACAGCUGACCUGCUGUACGUGUGCUCCCUGCCGCUGCUCAUCUACAACUACACGCAGAAGGACUACUGGCCCUUCGGGGACUUCACCUGCAAGUUCGUCCGCUUCCAGUUCUACAGCAACCUGCAUGGCAGCAUCUUGUUCCUCACCUGCAUCAGCGUCCAGCGCUACCUGGGCAUCUGCCACCCUCUGUCGUCCUGGCACAAGAAGAGGGGCAAGAGGUUCACCUGGAUGGUGUGCGGCGGGGUGUGGGUCAUCGUCAUCGCCCAGUGCCUGCCCACCUUCGUCUUCGCCUCCACGGGCAUCCAGAGGAACAGGACCGUAUGCUACGACCUCAGUCCCCCGGACCGCUCCGCCAGCUACUUCCCCUACGGCAUGACGCUGACCGUCACGGGGUUCCUCAUCCCCUUUGUCUCCAUCCUGGUGUGCUACUGCUGCAUGACCAAGCUGCUCUGCCAGAAGGAUGAGAUGAUAGGCCUGGCCGUGCGCAAAAAGAAGGACAAGGCCAUCCGGAUGAUCAUCAUUGUGGUCAUCGUCUUCGCCAUCAGCUUCUUCCCCUUCCACCUGACCAAGACCAUCUACCUGAUCAUCCGCUCCUCGGCGGGCGUGCCCUGCCUGGCCUUGCAAACCUUCGCCAUCGCCUACAAGUGCACCAGGCCCUUUGCCAGCAUGAACAGCGUCCUGGACCCCAUCCUCUUCUACUUCACCCAACGCAAGUUCCGGGAGAGCACGCGCCACCUGCUGGACAAAGUGAGCUCCAAGUGGAGGCACGACACAUGCCGCACCUACAAAUCGUAGGCUCCAGGGAAAGGAGAAUGAGGGGGGAUGUUCUGCUGCGCGGAGGCAGAGGACUGAAUGGCUGUGGCUUUAUCCCAGCCAGCCCUGCUUUACCCAGCAACAGGGAGAGCGAGAGCAGGAGGCAAGGACUGAUGGUCCUGAGCAUAGCGCUGGGAGCCAGGAGCUUCUGAGAUCUACUCCCAGUUCUGGCCAUGGGUGGGUCACUUGGCCUCUCUGUGCCUCAGUUUCCCCAUCUGCAGAAUAGAGAACAAUACUCUGUAAAUAAUAGGUAAAAUGAUGCUGACCUGCCUCACACCUUGGUCAGGGCUUGGAAAGUGCUUUGAGGAUGGACCAGGCUAAGAACAGUUUAUCCUUAAAAUUCCAGCAAAUGGCCUGAGUGGGAAAGGUUACAGUACAGUUGGAAAGAGUAAAGUGAAAAUAAUUGGGAGCAGGCUUUGGGGCUGGGCGAGGUGGUGUCCGAACGCAGUAUUAGUGCAGUUACUAUGGUGCACCGCAGCUGUCACCUAUGAGGAGGAGCGGCUGCUCAAUAUUAACCACCGCUCGCUCUGUGGACUGGCGGUCCUUGCCACGGAUCUCUGACUGGCAAAGCCCUAGCAACCAUACAUGGGGCUUUGCAGUGAAUUGUGCUACUGCCGCUGAUUACAAUGGGUCACAGUCCACGCCAGUGGAGUUGCAGCGCAGAUGGGUUUGUCCUAACGUGUUUCAUUCAGAAUGAAGUUUCCAGUGGAUUUGGGAAAUCCGUUAUUAGCAAGUAGUUCAGUGGUUUACAACUACCUAGAUUUUGUGGACAAAAAUCUCUCCCCAUGUCAGUCCCCUAUAGAGGAGAUCACCUCUGAGAAUGAGCAGUUCGGGAACGGGGGAAUCAGCUUGGCAGUGCACGAAUUACUGGGAUCUGGUGAACUUAUCCACCAGCCAGUGUUUUUUCACUGCUUUGCCACAAUAAUUCAGCUGAGUUUCCCAAGCAGAAAGCUGCGUUACUAAUGCAAGGAAAACCUACCCUGGGAAUUUAGAGAAGACAAUAGGUCUCUUGGGACCACAUGAGUCUACAAAAGGCUUGAUCCAUAUGAGAGGGCAGGAAAAGGGAACUCUAGCGAGUACAUCUACAGUAUUAUUGGCUGUUAACAAUGAGGACACAGUCAUUGAGCUAACCUGACUGCUACAGUCCGAUUCAGUUCUAUCUAGGUCAUCUUACAACUCUCAUCGCCGUAAUAUCUGAGCACCUUACGAUGCGAUCGUCCUGGUUUCUACUGUUUAAAGAUUCACCAGUUGCCUGACUGGAUCUAAUAGGGCUCUGGUGUGUUUUUAUUGUAUUGUAUUGUAUUGUAUUUUUGUGCACCCUCGUUAGAAAAGCAUUCUCACGUCAUCUCCAGCAUUUUGAGCUAAGAUCUAGUUCAUGGGAAAUUUAAUCUUUUAAAAAGGAACUGGAAACCAGAAUAUUUUUAAAGAAUUUCCAAGCUAACUGCCCUGUUUUUAUGAUACGCUGGUUUAGUGUGUAGAAGCAUGUCUCCCUCUAGUGGCAGAUCCCAGAUAUAAGUCUGCUACUUAAUUUAGCUCAUGCAAUAGAGACCUGUGUUUUUGAAGAUGACAGGUUCAGUCCCUGCUGGAGUUAGCGUCUACGCGGCCACAUCUCAUGACAGGCUGCACUGGGCUUUUUAAGCAAGUCAACUCUGUUGUGACACAUCACUGAAUAACAUUUAAUUUGGGGGUGGGAGUGGAAGAAAUGAUGGGAAUGACUGUCAAUGCUUUCUCCUGGGAUGGUUCUUGAUCAGCAGCAGAAACUAACCACUGAGUAUGUGCAGGGUAUGAAAUAAGAGUUGAAGAAUUUAACUGAACAAAGAUGGAGUCAACAUACUGGGCCAAACCCAGCCCUGGGGUAACCGAGCACCACUCGGCUUAAAUCACUUUGAAGUUGGUGGAGUUGCACCUGCUGACAAUGGGGGUGAAUUUGACGCAGUGGGAAAGAGUAGGUGCUGUAUCUUCCCGGGCUGGGCGCAUUUGAAAUCAGUGUUGAGACAAGUAGCCAGACCUCUCCUAGGCACUACUCUGAACAGUAAGGUGCCAUCUAUCUACCAGCACGAUCAUGUCAUAGCCACUCGUGACAUUGUCCUCUGAACUGUUUAUGGGACGACUGCCCUCUUGGCCGAUGUACCAGGGGUUGAACAGGGAUCUCCAGAGCUGAAAGCAUAAGCACUUACAGCGUGAGCUAAGGAACCUAGCUCCUCUAGUGGGUAGCUUCUAUCGCUGCAGAUCAGCACAGCAGAGGACCAGUAACACACACAUACACACACCAGUGGAUGCCACUUAUGCCACACCUGGUAUAGGCGCUGACUUCUACCCGCGCCGGUGGGUGCUUGACCCUCCUCUGCCCCGGCCCCACUCCGACUCCACCCCUGCCCCGCCCCCUCCCGCCCCUGCCCUGCCCCCAUUUCAACCCCUUCCCCAUUUCAAUCCCCGCCCCGGCCCCGCCUCCUCCCCUGAAUGCGCCAUGUUCCUGCUCCUCCCCCCUCUCUCCCAGAGCUUGCUACGCCACCAAACAGGUGUUUGGCGGCGGCAAGCACUGGAAGGUAAGUGGAGGAGUGGGGACGCGGCGCACUCGGGGAGGAGGCGGAGGUGAGGUGGGGCGGGGAGGGGAGGGGAGUUUGGCAGCUGGUGGGUGCAGAGCACCCACUAAUUUUUCCCCGGGGUUGGCUAUGUUCCCAAUACAGCCCCACACUGCUUAAUUUAACCUGGUUUCUACUGAUACCAUUUGCUUUUCUCUGUCUCAGUGCACCCGCUGUGCUCAUCUUCCUCUCUACCCCGACCUACUCCUCCUCUUCUCCAACCUGCCACUCCCAUGGGUGGGGGGUAAUGGAGGCUGGGGGACCCCAACCUCUGUUAAUGCUCCCCGUCGCAGCCCUGGGGUGGGCCACGGCAGGGCUCAGAGCUCCUCUGAGCAGCCCAGGUUAAGGACUCAGUCCCAGCCAGCCAGCUGGGGCUCAGGGCUCCUCCAGACUGCUCCAGGCGCCAGCAGGCUAUCUGAGGCUCGGGGCUGCUCCGGGGCCUGGCCAGGGCUUGGGGCUGCGCCAGUGGGCCGGCCAGUGAGAGCAGGGGGGCAGAAGGGGCCUCGGGCGAAAGGGGCGGACAGGGCAGGGCCUCGGGCAGAAGAGGCAGGGCAGGGGGCCAGCCUCCCCAAACGGCAGUGAAUAUGCUGCCCGUGGCCACUCCCUUCCAGUCCUCACACCUCUCCCAAUCUCAUCCCCCUGACAGCUCCUUCUCUCUCUAACCAUAGAAUCCCAGAAGUGUAGGACUGGAAGGGACUUCAGGUGGUCAGCUAGUCCAGUCCCCUGCACUCAAGGCCGGACUAAGUAAUAACUCGACCAUUCCUGACAGGUGUUUGUCUAACCUGCCCUUAAAGCCCUCCAGUGAUGGAGCUUCCACAACCAUCGCCAUGAGCAGCACUCUGGUCAUUUGCACUGAAGAAUAAUCCCACUUCCCCGACAGGAGCUUCUUUCUCAGGAAGCUCUGCACAUAACUCAUUUGCAUAAUGCUCUUCACUGUAGUCCUUUGUGGCAAAGGGUGUGUUACCUUCUGUGUUUGUACAGCACCUUGCACAGUGGGGCCCUGAAUGAGACUUUGGGGGACUUCCAAAAUCCAAAUAAAUAGUGUAGUGUGAAUCCACCCCUACCGCACCGUACCAGUGCAUUCUGGGAAAACUAUCCCAUAGUGCCUCAGCAGGCGAUAGCCUGCCCAGACUGGCACCAGCAGCAUGUGUAGCAAUGCCUUCUGGGAUGUCCUACCACACACAUAGCUGGGAGGGAGCAGGCCUGGCCGAGCCAGUGAUGCAGGCCUGGUGUGGGGGUACCCUGGACACUGCGAAGGAAACGUGCCAAAGUAGUUCUAGGAAAGCAUCCACGGGCUGGACUAGGGUUCAGGCAGGGGUGGAACUGCUGCCAUGGUUGCUAACCAAGUGUUAGUGGUGGAGGCAAGCCAACCAGGCCACUGCCUGGUUACAGACUCUACUAGCAGUUGUACUAUGGACGUUGUAAGGUCAAAGGCAAAGCACCCACUGCGCCAACAGGUGACAUGUAGCCACAUCCACACACACAAGUCCUGCAGAGUGUCCGUCGCUGUAACUCUUAGCCAUUCACUGGACACCACGGCUGCAAACUCUAGAUCUGAGCCACCAGUUCUUGCCCACCUAAAGCUCCCCCUGAACAUGCAUCAGGCCUUGCCUAGGGGGAACUGAAAGGCUAGACCACCACCAUCUGGUGCGUGUGUUUUGAGAAGCUGUAGAGGGCCUUUGCGUGGAGUAACCAUAGCGUUACCAGCUCGUCCCCAGAUGUAAAUCUACAGUCCAGAAUUCACCAUUAGGCACAGGUGCUGACUUGUAAUUUUCCCCAGGGGUGCUCCACCCCCACUCCGCUCCUUCCCCCGAGGUCCCACCCUCGCUCCACCUCUUCCGGGCUCUGCUCCAACCCCUCCCCCAAAGCCCCUGCCUGCUCACUGCUAUCCGCCCUCCCGCUAGUGCCUCCCCCGGCCGCAGAAUAGCUGAUCGGCAGCACUGCUUGAGCCCCAAAGCACCCACGGAGUCGGUGCCUGUGCCUUUAGGGCUGACCCAAAGCCCAGUGACAUCAGUAGGAAUAACUCUCAUUGACUCAAUGGGCUUUGGAUUGGGACAUUUCUUCUGGUGGAUUCCGGAAUUAGAAAAGCUCCUAGGGAGAGUUCUAAUGCAGCUAUUUGGCCUGGAGGGACCUGCCCCAGCCUGGCAUCUCCCCAAAGUGGCCCUGUCUCUGGAAUUGAAUGACUGACUGUCAGGCGUCCUCCUCCUUGGUGGAGCUCACCGGGCCUGACCGACAUUGGCUUGAGAGCAGCGCCUUCUAUUUGGGCCAAAUCCAGGCUUGGAGUAAAUAGGACCAUUUCCACCAUAGUCCGUCAGCAGGCAAAACUCCCAGAUGCUUCAAUGGCUCUGGGUUCAGUGAUUCUCAGACUUCAGUGGUUCAGGAGCCAACUUAGCCAUCAACAGUACCCACAAGAGCCCCAGGAGUGUGAAUUGGUUGUUUCAUUGAUUAUUUUUAUAUCUAUAUAAUUAUUCUCACAGCAAAAUGGCUGACCAAGUAGUCUACAAUUGGUUAAUAACAUAGUUAAAGCUUCCUGAUUGGUUAAUAACUUAGAUUGGUUAAUAAUUAAAUCACCCGGGGUUUUAAUAUCAUGCGCUGCAAAGAGCCGCAGGAAAUGCAGAACAGAGCCACUUGUGGCUCCCCAGCCUCCGUCUGAGUAUCACUGCUCUCGUAGAUAGGAAUCUGCACUGGGACUCCGGAGAGCUGGCCUCCAGUCCCAGCUCUGCUACUGACCAGCUGCAUGACCUUGAGCCGGUCACUUCAUCUCUCUGUGCUUCUGUUUCUUCUCCCACCCUUUGGCCGUCUUCUCUGUUUAGACUGUAAGUGCCUGGGGGCAGGGAGCGAAUCUCACUAGUGCCUUUAUAAAGCGCCUCGCACGGUGGGGCGCUGAUCUUGACUAAGGCUCCUAAGCACGGCUGUCGGACCAAGGACGAUAACUAGCUGAAGGCCCGUGCUGUCACACGGGUCAUUCGGAAAUUCGCGUGGAUCAAAGAGCUGAAAAGGGCUGAGGGCUUAAAAACUGGAGGGUAACAGACUGCGAAUCCUAGUGCUGAUUGGACCUGGUGCUAGUCUAAACACAAAGAGCUCUCAGCCAGGGGGGUGGCUGUUCCCAUCCCUGACUCAUGACUCAGCAGGGAUCCUGCACUUCGAGGGACACCCAGACAGAUUGAGAGCCCUGCAGUCUUCUUCUCUAGCUAACUAGUUGUCCCUGACGACUCUAGGCCUGGAUUUGGGCUUUGAGGAGAAGGCCCAGCAGAGAUGCCUGAAAAGAAGGAUCAUAGACACGUAGCCGGGUGUCCGUUUAGAAUUUACAGACAGGAUUUCCCUUUGUCCAUGUCUUGCUUUAUUUACAAAUGUCCUCUGAACUCUAUGGUCCCAGGGAGCCCUUCAGAGCAGUGAAUAGCUCAAAGCACUGCCCUGGGACAGGGGUUCAAUUGAAUUUGUGGGCUGGCUGGCUGCUUUUACUCCACUAAAUUAGGGGUUUCAACCUUUUUUCAUUUGCAGAGCCCUAAAAAAAUUUUGAAUGGAGGUGCGGACUCCUUUGGAAAACUCUGACGUAGUCUGCAGACCCUCAGGGGUCUGUGGACCGCAGGUUGAAACCCACUGCCCUAAAUUAACUCUAGGGAUGAAAUGACCAGCAGGCUGCAUUUGUUACUAGAAACUAAGUCUGGGCUGAGGACUCACGCUGUUGGUUUGGAUCCCUGACUUGCCCCAGUCCCUUUAGCUGCUUCAUAGUCAGUGCAGCAAAUAGUAACUGGACUUUUCUGAACCCAGACGUUCUGGGCCGAAUUCCCUCUCAUUGUCACAGAUGUAAAUCAGGAGUCACCCCACUGAAAUGGGUACAAAGUGGGUAGAGUCUAAAAGUGGUGUAUGGGAGAUCUGGAUCAGGUCUCAUGUAACUUAGGCUUGGCUUAUCUGUUUUAAAGGGUUCUAGCCACUGUAAUGUUAAGAGUGGCCACAGUUCCGAAUGGGCUUAAGUAAACCUCACAAUGAAUUAUGCUAUGUAAAUAUAUCGUAUUGUGCCAGUCUGGCAUGCAACAGCACCCUGCAAUGUAACACCCGCUCCCCCUGCCCCUGAGCCGAGGACAGGAAAUCCAGUUCUCACCCCUGCCUGCUUUCACUGUUUGAGCAUAACCAAACCCCUCCUUUCAGAAGGGGAAGAUCAAACACAAGGUAUCCAGAACUGAGCAAUGUAACAUGCCAUGACUGAAGCUGUACAAACUCUAUGUUCCUCUGUCCUCCCAGGACAGGGCACCAAACAAUGACCAAGGUGUAUAGAGGGGGAAAAUCUUGCUUGUCGCUGUGAGGAGGAAGUCAGGGGUGGAGUGGGGAAGAGGAGGGAGAAAUGUGGGUGACCAACUAUGUGGGAAGGAGGAAGAAUGAACAGGCCUUUAAAAUUUUAAACAGAUCCCUGUAGGGUUCCCCUCCCCCAGUUGUGUAAGGGUGGAUUUAUUUUCCAUGCUCUGCUUUGCAUUGUUCCGUUCCCCAGACAGAAAAGAACAACAAAUCCUGACUCCGACUGCAGACCCUGCUUCCACAGUCCCGUCCUCUGGGGUAAUUUUCUCUCUGUUGUUUUUUCCCAGCUGCUAGGCACUUAUUUUUUAAAUAAAAACCAGUGUCAGGAUUUUCCUUUCUGCUAGUAAUAGCUGAUCCUGCCUGAGGAUGAGCCAGAAAGAUCAGGAGAGCUUCAGGUAGACCCAGACUAGAGUUAAGGCCUGAGCCAUGAAGUUCUGAUCUGGAUUGUACGAAGAAAUCCCCCACAAAGUACAGCACCUGAUCCACAACCCUUUGGGAAUCUUUACACUGAAUGUAAUGGGCUUUGGAUCAGGACCAUAGGGAACAAUGAGAUGCUGUGGCGGGGCCUGACUACCCUGCCUUAACCCGGAAGGAGUUAAGCCCCAGGGACUGGCAGCGGAAGUCCCGCCUCCCCGGGCAGACUGGGCAUGCGCCAAGUGCUACAGGAGUAUAAAGGGAGGGAGACCAGCUCAUUCUGGGCUGGAGCCUGUAGGAGAAGGAGCUGCCGGGGGAGUUCCUGCGGCGGACCAGCCACAGCCGCUGACUGCACUGGGAAGAGACGCCGUCCACGGCCUGCCUUCGCCCCGGCAAUUGGAAGAGACCCAGGAGAUGACCGAAUCCGCCGACUACCAAGGACCCGAUGACUCCUGGGAGACCCCAAUGGAGAGCCUGGUAGGAAGUGACCCCAAGAGGGUGGCAGAGUGCCCCCACCCCCAGGGAAACUCAGUGUGUUUUGGUUGGAACCCCCCACUGAGUUGGUGGCAAACCAUUACGCUACUGUUAGGGCCCCGGGUCGGGGCCCCCCUACUGGGGCUGUUGCACCCCAAUGAUAAAGACUCUGGCCGCUAGGCCACGCUACCCUCCACCUGAGGGUUGCUUCCUGGACUCUGGCCGAUAGGCCCUACUGCCCUGUAGCCAAGGGCCGUGUUAUAGACUCCUGCCAUCAGGCCAUGUCUCCUUGAGGUAAAGGGGACGUCCUAGACUCUGGCUGGUAGGCCAUGCUACCCUCCACCCGAGGGUUGCUUUCUGGACUUCGGCCGGUAGGCCCCACUGCCUUGUAGCCAAGGGCCAUGUUAUAGACUCCUGCCAUCAGGCCACGUCUCCUUGAGGUAAAGGGGACGUCCUAGACUCUGGCUGCUAGGCCACACUGCCCUGGACUGAAGGGCUAUUUUACGGAUGGUGGCGGAUAGUCCACGCCGCUCGCAACCUUAGGGGCGUCACAGAUGCAUUAUGGGGAUUGUAGCCUUCCUCUGAAGCAUCUGGUCGGAGACAAUGUACCAGCUUAGAUGGGUCUGUCCCUGUUGGAGAUGGGCCCAAGCCGCACACUUCGAACCCUGUCCAUUUGGGCUCAUCUCUGCUUCUGCAAGGUGAUGGUCCCAUACCCCCAGCAACUGUAGGUGCUGCCCUCUUUUCCUUGCCAGGCCUGAUAGCACUGCUGCAUGUGACAAUGGCAUCACAGCCUGAGACAGACAAAUGUGGGUCGCUCGCGGCAUUCUAUGCUCACACUGCCCCAUCUUGGGAAGCACGUGCAGAUAGUGGGGUGUGGUUUUGAUCAUGCGUCUUUGAUCAGUUCGUCCCUUGUGUUGAUGGUGAGCUGUCCGGUGCACGUGCCAUGCAUGUAUCAGCCGUCCAGUGACUGGGUUGUGCUUGGUGGUGCUGCUGGCCCCGUGCUGCUGGCAGGGCCCUGUUUUACCACCUCUCUCUGACAUAAUUUUGUAGCAUUGAGAUGAAGAUAAAUUAUUGUAUUGUCCUUUCAGAAUGACUAAUGGAAAUAAAAUGGAGGUUCCUGUA
Trachemys scripta elegans is the source of this 10498-nucleotide messenger RNA. It is a transcript of the gene P2RY6, whose product is annotated as pyrimidinergic receptor P2Y6. The transcript has 2 exons. Gene Ontology annotation, cellular component: plasma membrane. Gene Ontology annotation, molecular function: G protein-coupled UDP receptor activity; G protein-coupled ADP receptor activity; G protein-coupled UTP receptor activity. Lineage: Eukaryota; Metazoa; Chordata; Testudines; Emydidae. The record is from RefSeq and is a predicted model, not a curated record. Gene Ontology annotation, biological process: cellular response to pyrimidine ribonucleotide; phospholipase C-activating G protein-coupled receptor signaling pathway. The coding region runs from base 609 to 1595 and encodes 328 amino acids.